ACAAACUGAUAAUAGCCGAAGCGGAGCUAGCUAAACUGCAAAGGCAAGACAGCUAGACAGUCUGUGUAUAUGCGCCUUAGGAACAGAUUCGUCACAUGUAAAUUGGCAGAAUAUCGCGGCUAACCGCUCUGUUCAGCGCUGUCAUUUCCUUAACGGGUGUUGAAGCUGUCCAGCUGUGCUAGCGCUAAUCAGAUAGCCACACACUGCACCACCGCAGUCUGAACCUGACAUGUUUUUCCCACUACCUGGUACAUGUCACAGGCUAAACAUGCUGAGGCCAGGGAGCUGAUGUACAAUGGCGCUCUACUCUUCUUCAGCUAUAACCAGCAAAACAGUGCAGCAGACUUGUCCAUGCUGGUACUGGAGGUGUUGGAGAAAUCUGAGGCGAAAGUUGAAGAUGAAAUAUUAGAAAACCUGGCUAAGCUGUUCAGCCAGAUGGACCAGAACUCCCCAGAGAGAGUAGCAUUUGUGUCUAGAGCCUUGAAAUGGUCCACAGGAGGAUCCAGCAAGUUGGGUCACCCAAAACUACACCAGCUGCUGGCUGUCACCUUAUGGAAAGAGCAAAACUACAGUGAGUCUCGUUACCAUUUCCUGCAUUCGUCUGACGGGGAGGGCUGUGCACAGAUGCUGGUGGAGUAUUCAGCGUCACGAGGCUUCCGUAGCGAGGUCGACAUGUUUGUGGCGCAGGCCGUCCUACAGUUCCUCUGCUUAAAGAACAAAAACAGUGCUUCUGUGGUGUUCAGCACAUACACGGAGAAACACCCGUCCUUAGAGAAGGGCCCUCCCUUCGUCCAGCCUCUGCUAAACUUUAUCUGGUUUCUGCUGCUGGCAGUGGAUGGGGGUAAAUUAACAGUUUUCACAGUGUUAUGUGAGCAAUAUCAACCUUCCCUGAAGAGGGACCCCAUGUAUAAUGAGUAUCUCGACAGAAUAGGACAAGUUUUCUUUGGAGUUCCACCUAAACAGUCCCCAUCGUAUGGUGGCCUGCUAGGAAACCUUCUGAACAGCCUGAUGGGUUCGGGUGAGGAGGAUGACGUGGGUGAAGAAGCCCAGGAGGACAGCAGCCCCAUAGAGCUGGACUGAGCCCGCCCCCCAGGACAAAGAACAAACGAACACACAAAGAAGAGGAAGACCACGCCGCCUUCCUCCUUCACCUCCACAACGAGGCUGGGGCGAGGCACUGGUCUGUGUUUUCAGAGGCGUGCUGUUUCCAAAAACCCCUUCCCUACCCAUCCUGUCUAAAAUCAGAGCAAACAUCAGGCCGCCAAAACAUCCCUCUCAGCACUGCCGGGACUGGCUGCAACAAACUGCAAACUCUUCCCCUGUUGAAUUAUUGUAAAAUUAUAUUAUUUUAAUCAUUAUUUUUGUCAGUUUGAGACUCUUGUUCUCUGUUUAGGGUGUAUUAUUUUUAAAUAUAACCAUCUCUCACCCUCUCCCUGUGAAAACCUGCCCCCAGAGAUGGGAAUGGUUGCAGGCUCCCAGUGGAGAGGAGAGCUUUACACAUGAAACCCCUUUCAUAACUGAUUAUUACAUCAUUAAAAGAGGGUUUAAUCAACUCACAACAGACGGCCACGAAGAGCUGCUGUUGUUGGCACUUGUCAACAACUUUCUCCGUUAAAAGUUUUUUCUUUCAGUAGUAGAUUAAAUUGUUCUUGUAGUCAUGGCCAACUCUUAGUUUCUCAUCUUGUUUGUCAGUUAGCUAAAUGGACAACAAGGCAACAGCGCUAGUUUUUACUAGAAGUCAUCUUGCAUCUUAAAUAUGAACAAAACAAACCCUUUAUGAUAAUCGCUCCAUUGUAGAGGGUCCACUUUUUACCAUGCACUUGCUGAUCUGGAGCUUGUUUGCAUCUCCAAGAGGAAUUAUGAGGAGGGUAUCCAUUUUAUUUAUUUAUUUUUUUUGUUACAGUUUGCAUUGAGGCAUUUAAAGCACUUCGGAGUUUGUUUUGCUGGUUGUUGGCUCUGACUGUCUACAUGUCGCUAUGAAGAAGAAGAAGGAAAAAAAAUCUCAUCUGAUGAGCAAAGUGAGAUGACCUAUUGGAGUGAGUCUCGUUUUUCAUGUUACAAAAUCUAUGUACCUAGCUGCCUCUGACUUGUCUUUCUUUCUCCAAUCUGUUUUAAUUUGGUGUUUUCCCGUCACAACAGUUCCUCUUGGAGGUGAGUCAGGAGUCCCACAUCACUUCAAUCAGCGCACAUUUAGAAGUGUGAUUCAUACAAUAGCUGCCGUUCAUCAGUGUUAACUAGAUCGGCCCUCAGAGAACACUCUCGCUCUGCUCGUUCCUCUGGAUAGUUGUCUUUUCUCGUCUCACACCAUUCAAUCUUCAGCUUCUUUUUGUCCUCAUAGUGGCAUACGGUUCAGGUCAGUCUGCUGUGUUAGGUUUUUAUUUUAAAUUAUCCUAACCUCUGCUCCAGAUCAUCUUAAAAUGGGGGGGAAUCAAAUUUAAUUUAAUACUAGGGACCUAGGAAAGUCCAGAGGUCUUCCAGCGUAGAGUAAUUUACUCUACGUUAGAGUUUAUUUACUUCUAUGUAAUUAUCUGUGUGGGACUAACAGAACACCAAAAUGACCAAUACUAAACAAGAAAUGAUGAAAUCAAUAAUUGUGUGAUGGAAUGGAAUAAAAUAUAUAAAUGAAGCAGCACACAGCUUGAGAGAACUCGACUCAUUUUGGGGUAAUAUCAUAUUAAAGGUGCAAUAUAUGAGAAUUUUAAUUACAGUAAACCGAUUACAGUGGAAUGAAGAAAUAACAAUUUUGACCUUAUGCUGUCUUCGUAUACCUAUACACCCCUGCUCUGCACGUUUCCAGUCUGUACCGCUAGCUGCACAGCUAACUAGUUAGCAGCAGUUAGCAGUUUCUCUGGCUAUAUGCUGCCCCCCACUGAUCUUAAGCUUGAUUCUUAAGAUAUUGCACCUUUUUUUUUUUAAAGUUUUCCGAAUCAGUGAAAAACUGAAUAAAAAUAAAGUCUCCAAAAAACAGACUUUAAUAAUUCCACAAAAGUGAGUUUGUUUAAAAACAUAUUCAAUCACAUGACAGGUUAUUGGUUCAUUUGAGGCAUUCUACUCAUUGUAUUUGCAUGAUUCUUUGUUUGAUAAAAUGCCUGUUUUAAUAUUGGCUGUUUUGGUGAACCGCACAGGACCAGCUGGCUCGACGUCGUAGUGCUACAGAUGGACAGAUAGAAUAGUAUUGAGUUGUCGAUAUACAUACUCUGCUGUGAUUAUACCUAUUAAUGUUGAAGAGAAGGAGAGCAGCGAGGCGGCAGACAAAAACACAGUAGUGGCCAUUGUGGACUGAAAAAUAAAAUCGAAAAGAAAACCGCUAACAGAUAUUUGAUUGACUCGGCUUUAACAGUGUUGUUUAAUCGGGCUGGAAAGUCCUACUUGUUAAGGAGGGUUUCUUUUCCUGCAGACCUCCCAGUUAAACCACUGAGGUCGACCGUCUGAAGGGAAAUCAGGCAAAAUUGACUUUUAGGUUCCUCAAUUGUGCACAUUUUUCUGAGAGAUUGAUCUCUUCAACAAUAUCACAACAUGCUCUGAUACACACAUCACACAGGUUUUAAUAUUCAGUGUUAAUACUUUUAGUUCGCUGACUGCAGAGGAAUAAAACAUGCAGAUUGUUUAUUUGUUAACCUGAAAGUCAGUUUUGUUAGACUUUUCCCUUUGUUGUUAUUAUCUGGCAGUGGGGAGGGUGUGUGACUAAAUCUGUCGGAGAACAUCAUCACAGCUGUUUGCUUUUGUUUUCUAAUAAUUUUAUUCCUUUUGAGAACUUAAGGGGAGUGUUUGCCUUUUUGAUGAUUCACUAAUUGAGUAAAUAAACUACAACUGAGAAGACUUUGAGAAUGUCUUGAAACAAA
Molecule: messenger RNA, 3842 nt
Organism: Acanthopagrus latus (yellowfin seabream)
Lineage: Eukaryota; Metazoa; Chordata; Actinopteri; Spariformes; Sparidae
Gene: get4
Product: guided entry of tail-anchored proteins factor 4
Exons: 9
Coding region: 253-1080 (275 amino acids)
Biological process (GO): protein insertion into ER membrane
Cellular component (GO): BAT3 complex; cytosol
Molecular function (GO): protein binding
Source: RefSeq, a predicted model, not a curated record